UCCACCGCUUGCAUUUAUGGCUGUUAUGAACCAGGUUAAAUAGUUUUGCGAUUUGUAACCGAGUACCAAUUCAAUAUUAAGCGCAAGGUUAUGAACUAGACGAAAUAAAUUUGCGAUUUCUAACCCAAUAUUAAGUACAGAGAUGGUAUGAACUAGACGAAAUAAAUUUGUGAUUUCUAACCGAGUAUCAACCCAAUAUAAGUACAGAGGAAGUGGCCCUCGUUAAGUAGCAGGUAAAAGCAUCUGCGUCAACAACACAAAGCUGCUCUACACGACGGACUCAGGUCUUGCGUUGCAGUCCCAUUUGAGCCAUGAAGAUCGCUCUCGCAGCUGUGCUGCCACUGCUACUGCUCCUCAUCUUCUCACCGGCCUCCAUGUCGUCCUCGGCCUUGGCUCCAUCCGGCCCCGACGGGCACGGCCCGGGCGUCUACAUUGUCUUCGUCAGCCGCGCCGACUACGUUGAUUCCGUGGACUACGACCUCCGCCUGCUCGCUUCCGUCGCCGGCAGCAAGGCAGAGGCGAAGGCUGCGCUGCUCUACCACUACAGCAGCAUCGGCUUCGCGGCGCGGCUAGCACCGGAGCACGCCCAUCAACUGUCAAGUGAAGAAGGACGGCGUCGCGGUCAUCAAGGACAAGACGGUCCGUAUCCAGGAAGACGGUGGCUUGCCUGGCUUCUUCAAAGAGAAUAAUGUCUGAAAGAUCAAAAUGUACCUCUUCUGCACGAUGCUGCUUAGACACGUUUGGACUUUGGAGCACACAAACUGCGGCGAUCUUAUAUGAGAACAUACUCAUUCCCUUCUCACGAUCUGAAACAUGUCCACUGAAGUUUGGAGUACACUUUUAUAUGUACAACAUUAUUUACAA
Messenger RNA from Sorghum bicolor (sorghum), 864 nucleotides. RefSeq lists its product as uncharacterized. The record is from RefSeq and is a predicted model, not a curated record. Bases 312 to 689 code for a protein of 125 amino acids. Lineage: Eukaryota; Viridiplantae; Streptophyta; Magnoliopsida; Poales; Poaceae. The transcript is spliced from 3 exons.